Messenger RNA from Myxocyprinus asiaticus (Chinese sucker), 2324 nucleotides. Its product is annotated as E3 ubiquitin-protein ligase RNF14-like. Gene Ontology annotation, biological process: protein polyubiquitination; positive regulation of proteasomal ubiquitin-dependent protein catabolic process; ubiquitin-dependent protein catabolic process. NCBI's taxonomy places the organism in Eukaryota, Metazoa, Chordata, Actinopteri, Cypriniformes, Catostomidae. The coding region runs from base 13 to 1467 and encodes 484 amino acids. The record is from RefSeq and is a predicted model, not a curated record. Gene Ontology annotation, cellular component: cytoplasm; ubiquitin ligase complex. Gene Ontology annotation, molecular function: ubiquitin conjugating enzyme binding; zinc ion binding; ubiquitin protein ligase activity. The transcript is spliced from 8 exons.
UCCUCCCCUUGUAUGACCUGCAGUGCGACGACUCCUGCUGCUGUGUGCCGUACAAGUUACCUUUGGCACAGAGCAAGGAAUGUUCAAAUGUCGGACGACCAGGAAGCCCAAGAAGAUGAACUGCUGGCUCUAGCGAGCAUAUAUGAUGAAGAAGAGUUUCGCAGGGCAGAAUCAGGACAGGAAGGCGAGAUCCAUUUGUGCCUUGAACUUCCUCCAAAUUUCAAGCUGAUAGUCAAGGGGCAGAAAUCCACAGAGUGUUGUAUAUCAUUUCUACCCCCCUUGGUUCUGAGUUUUGAACUCCCUGCUGAUUAUCCAUCAUCAUCGCCUCCAGUCUUUACUCUAAGCUCCAAAUGGCUCACAAGAGUCCAGAUCGCUGCUCUUUGCAAGAGACUGGACGAGCUUUGGGAGGAGAACCAGGGCAGUGUGGUUCUUUUUACCUGGAUCCAGUUCCUAAAGGAAGAGAUUCUAGAAUUCCUGGGCAUCCAAUCUCCACUGGAGAUCCAAAGCAUUGGUGACAAGCUUCAGUGUGAGUCUGGCCAGAAGCAAGCAGCAGAUGCUGGUGGAGAAAAGAGUAAGCCCCAAGAGUUAGACCCAAGAGCUGUUCAAGAAGUCGACCCUCGUACAGACAUCCUAAAGCAACUGCUGGAUUUUGAUGAAGUUCAGAAGCAGAAGGUGUUUGAUGGGAAGGUCUUCUGUUGUGGGAUCUGCUUCUCUGAGAAGCUGGGCUCAAACUGUUUGCUCUUCAAAGAGUGUCAGCAUGUCUACUGCAAGACCUGCAUGAAGGAAUACUUUGAGAUCCAGAUAAGAGACGGCAAUGUCCAGUGCCUUAACUGCCCUGAGCCAAAGUGUACGUCUAUAGCCACUCCAACACAGGUGAAACUUCUGGUGGGAGAAGACGAGUUUGCCCGCUAUGACCGCCUCCUCCUGCAAUCAAGUCUGGACCUAAUGGCAGAUGUGGUAUACUGUCCUCGCAUGAGUUGCUGCAUGGCUGUGAUGGUGGAGCCUGACUCCACAAUGGGCAUCUGCCCCUCUUGUCGUUAUGCAUUCUGCACCCUCUGCAAGCGAAGCUACCAUGGCCUGUCCCACUGCAUAGUUACUGCAGAUGAGCUUCGCGGUUUGCGGGAUGAGUACCUUUCUGCAAGUGACGAGGGAAAGAAGUUUCUUGAAAAGCGUUUUGGGAAACGGGUCAUUCAGAAAGCAGUGGAGGAGUCAUUUAGCACAGACUGGCUGACGAACAACUGUAAAAAGUGCCCUUGCUGUGGCACUAAUAUACAGAAGGUUCAUGGCUGUAACAAGAUGACCUGUUCCUCCUGUCAGAAGUAUUUCUGUUGGAUCUGCUUGGGAACUCUCAGUAGAGUAAACCCCUAUAGCCACUUCAAUAGCCCUGGCUCACUGUGCUUUAACCAAUUGUUUGUGGGAGUGGAAAUGGAAGAGGAGGAAGGCUUGUGGGGUGAUGAAGAUGACUGAUCCGCCAGAAUGAAAAGCUUAAAGGAAGCUGCUUUAUCCAGAGCACUUUGUUUCUCCAUGCACACGACCGGACAACACAAGAAUCAAAUGACCAGAACCUCUCCCUUCUUACCAUUUAUUUAUUUAUUUACUUUUAUUAGCAAAGUUUUAAAAUGUGUUUCUUUACGUUUCCAUUGUGCAUAAGAGCAUCCAUUAAAAAGGUUUUGUUGAACUUAUUUUUUGCUUUGAAGAUUAUGGCUAAGCAAGGUCAAACCUAGAAAUCUAGUUGUUUGUAGAAGUUUUCAACAUUUAAUAUUUUCUUGUGUUUAUGAAAUACUUUUGGCUACACAUUCAUUUCUUAAUGAUUUUUACAAUCAUGCAAUGAAAUGUGUGUGCACUGGAGAAUUAUGGAAUGUAUCUCUUAUUUUGGGUUUCUAUAAAUCUAAGUUUUGGUUUUUAUCAUGAUUUCUUAAUUACACUUACCAAUAGUUUGUGACAUUAAGUACAUGUUAAAAAAAUGUUGGACGUUUGAAACAUGUUGGACUGACUUAAAAAUAAAGGAAAUGUAACAAAAUGAUUGUCUUUAAUUUGUUGUCAAAAUGGGCCUGAACAUUAAGAUUUUAGGUUAAAAUGUAUAUUUGUAUAAAGGACAAUAUAUAUUUUAGGUGCUUUACUGGUCACUGUUUCUAAUCCCCAUUUUCAUUUUUGUAGUUCUUAAAUCCAAGUGUGAAAAUGAUAUUGGUUUUAGUUACACUGCUUUUGCUUUCAGUGGCAUGUUUCGUUAUUUCUGUUGUGCUGUUUAAAACAGAAGAUGCUUAAAAACCCAAUGGGUUGUUUUCUCAAUUUUGGGCAAAACUGUGGCAAGGUACAGAAUUAAA